GUCUGCACUGUGCUAAGCCUAAAAUGCUAUCACACCUCUGUGUUGGCUUAUCUUUUGCACCCAGUAUUCCACCCUUAUGCAUUGAAUGAACUUUUGAGACGCGCUACUGCUUUCCGCAGUUGACCCAAAAUGGCCGCCGAAUCUGGAGGCACGGGAAGUUGCGGUUGGAGCCAGAGCCGUCAGAUCCAGAGUGCUUUCACGAGCGACAACUUUGCGGAGGACGAACGCUCGUCCGUGACGUCGUGUGGCGACGUCAGCACGGAAUGCUCGUCGGAGUUCCCCUGCCCUCCAUUCCUGGAGGUGGACUUCAGCGACCUGAGUUUCCACGAACGGUGCGGCGGUGGGGCGUUUGGAAGUGUCUACAGGGCCGAGUGGAAGUCGCAGAACAUGGUGGUCGCUGUGAAGAAGCUGCUGGUCCUUGAGAAGGAAGCCCAAGUCCUCAGCGUGCUGAGUCACCGGAACAUCAUCAAGUUCUUCGGCGCCACGACAAAGGCACCAAACUUCUGCAUCGUAACCGAGUAUGCAGAGCUGGGGUCCCUGUAUGCAUUCCUGGCCAGGCAGGAGAACGACUCCAUGCUCAGCUUCGCCCAGAUCCUCCAGUGGAGCAUCCAGAUUGCCUCCGGGAUGCACUACUUGCACGAGGAGGCUCCAAUCAAGGUGAUACAUCGAGACUUGAAGUCUAACAACGUUGUCAUUUGUUCUGACUUCACGUGUAAGAUCUGCGACUUCGGAGCAUCCCGCUUCGCCGGCGGAACCACCCGCAUGUCUCUGGCGGGCACGCUUCCCUGGAUGGCACCCGAGGUGAUCCAGUGCCUGCCGUCUUCGGAGACCUGCGACGUCUGGUCCUUCGGGGUGGUGCUCUGGGAACUGCUCACACACGAGGUUCCCUUCAAAGGCAUCGAGGGAUUCCAGGUGGCCUGGGCUGUGGUGGAGAAGGAGGAGAGACUGACCAUUCCGAGCACAUGCCCGUCUGCAUUUGGAACUCUCAUGGGGGCAUGCUGGAAGACCGACCCCAAGGAGCGGCCUCCUUUUUCGGCUAUUCUGCAACGUCUCACUACAAUGAGCGAAGACGACUUGCUGUGCAACCUUGCCUCGGCGUACCUCAGCCAGCGGAGUGUCUGGAAGCAGGAGAUUGAGUCCACCCUGGAGCUGAUGAAGCGUGCCGAGCGAGACCUGAGCCAGAAGCAGAAGCAGCUGGAGGAGUGGGAGAGCCGGCUGCAGCACAAGGAGCAGCUGCUUGAGAGGCGCAAGGGAUGCAUGGAACUGUAUGCCCAUGAUGUCAACACGUGGAGUGAAGAACAUGUGUUUCUAUGGAUACAGCAACUGGCGUGCGAUGAAGCCCUGAAGGAUCUGGAGCAGUAUGCGGAGCUCUUUCGGGGGGAGCGCAUCACGGGAAAGCAGCUGCUCCUGCUGACUGCAGAGCAUCUUAAGGACAUGGGCAUCGGUCCCUUGGGACACCGCUUGGCUUUGCUGGAUGAAAUAGAGAAGCUUGGGCUACGAAAUCGGCGUUUAUCUGAUAUGUCUUCUCAACGUGAGUCGCCGGGAGGGCAGAGCUCCGCCGGCCCAUCGUCGCGUCCCAGCUCGCGCCUGUCGACCCAGUCCGGCCGGAGCGGGGCCGUGCCGCGGCAGGUGACCCUGCGCCUGACGCUGCUCUUCGGGAGCCAUGUGCGGCUGGGAACGGGACCCCGGGAGCACAAGUGGAAGGCCUUCGUGGAGUUGGACGCGGGUGACGCUCCCUGGGCACACAACCUGGCUGCCGUGUGCAUCCGGGACGUCUCCUUCGAGUGCAGCCAGGCGGGCCUCUUCCUCACCCGCAUUGCGCAGCCGCCGUACGUCAUGGACAGAUGGUGCAUUGGCAUUACACCAGAGACGGUCGUCACAUGCGUCGUCAAUUACGAGCCCAGCGUGGCGCAGCCCCGCUUCACCCUGCUGAGUCAUCGCGUGACCCCGGAGGGAGGGGCCCCCCAGCAGACAGAGGUGGUGCUCGUGCUCUCGGAACCAGGGGUUCCCUCGUGGCCCGACGGGUUCGAGGGGGCGGGGGAGCCUUCCCAGCCACGGGGCAGGCAGGCGCGUUCCGCCCCCGCCCGCCGCCUCUCCCAGGAGUUUCUGCCAGAGAGCUGGCGCCGCCAGAGCCUCUUCUCCGGCCUGUCGCCGACGAGGCAUCCGCACCAUCGUCGAUCACACUCUGGAGGUGGCGGCAGCGGCUCCUGGUCGUCGGUGCUGUCCUCGAGCAAGGGCCUGUCGCUGCGCCCUUUCCGGGAGGGCUUCACCUCGACGAGGGCGACUGGCCCCCUCUCGAGCGACGAGGAAGAAGGGGUCGACCGGCUGGCUUCUGAACUGUCUUCUUCCGGGCGGCUCGGCUCUGGCCGGCGGCAUCGGCUGGCCUUCUCGCUCCGCUCCAGCUCUUCGGACUCGCUCAGCGACCAAGGCACUGCCAACGACGAUCCGUCCACCUCCCUGGGUUCCACUGGGGAACAUCGCCACCGCCGCAACAGCACUCCGACCCGACGCCGCGACCCCCGCAAGUACCGCCACUCCAUCAGCGACAGCGGCUUCGCUUCGGACACCGCAAGGCGGGUGCUGCACGUCGAGAAGUGCCACUUCAAGCUCAAGAGCAGCACGGGCGGCGAAGGCAGUGCCACGACGUCCCGCGUGGAGAACGUCGGCGCCAUGCCAGCUGCGGGCCUGGAGUUCGGCCUCGGGUCGGGCCUGAAUCGGCUCAGCCUCAGCCUGGAGACGGACGGACUGAGACUAGGACGUCGGAGACGUAGGCUGGGCUCUUUGUUGGACCGGGUUACAGGAGACCUACACUGGCAGCGCAUCGGCUAUGAUGGCACCAUGUGAGACCUUAGGUCGGCUGCAGGUGUAGAGUUUGGUGUUGGGUUGAGUCUGAAUCAACUCGUCCCGAGCCUGUACACCGAAGAUGUUGGUUCCAUGCCAGCUAUGGGCCUGCUGUUGGUCUCGGGUUGGCCCUGAUUCAACACAUCCUGAGCCUAUGGACUAAGAAUGUGGGCACCAUGCCGGCUAGGGAUGGCACCACACCGGCUGUGGGCCUGGAGUUCAGCUUUGGUUCGGACCUCAAUUGGCUCUUUGAGCCUAUAGAAACGGGUGGACUUAGACUUGGACCGGGUCAAAGGAGACCUACACUGGCAAUGCGGUGGUUAUAUCAGCACCGUGUGAGACGAGACUGGCUGCCCUGUGGCAAUGGCUCUAUCUGUAAUCAAGUGCUGGCUUUUUGAUUGGCAAGUGAGGCGCUGUUGUUCUGAUAUGAUGUUUCGGUGAGGCGAGUGUAAAGAUGUGUGAAAGGUGUGUUUCCUAAAAUGAUUCCUGACUUUGAUUGGUCGUGUGCUGAAUGAAGUUUGGCUGUUGCUCAGCCCUAUGAGAGCAAGGUAUGCAGAUCGGAAUAUAGCCUGCUCGAUGCCAAUUCGAAUGACGAGAAUAAUUUGCCCCUCCAGGCACACUGGAAAGGCUACUUUGCAGCUUAUCAAAGAUUUCCUCUCCUACAGUCUGUUGAUGCUGAGGGCAGGAGAAAAGUCUUCACUUCCGUAGAUGCUUUUACACUUCAACACGCGAUUGAAUGGGCAAAUCCAAACCCCCUGUGAUUCUUAAAUGCCUACAACGUCUCUAUCAAGAAUGAUGUUGCUUUUGAAAGAUCUAAUCACUUCCGAUCUCGUGUCAAGCGAGCCUGACCACUAAGUAAACGCAAAUGCUGCACUGCAUGUGUUGUACCACACAUGGAAUGGGGAAGGGGAAUGCUUGGAACUACCUUUAGCUGCUCUUUUAAUGCCUCAGCUCUCGUCCUAAGCUUGACUCCUCGGCGGAACUUGUGCAAAUGCAUUGAAACAAGUUUGUAUUGAACAUAAAGAAAAACUUAUAAUUUCCACUUACUACAUCGUGGCAUAUGUGGAACUUGGUAUAGAAGGCUACCAAAAUUUGAUCAAUAACUUUUAUUUUCUGCUUCAAACCACUUGUUUAGCUUGGCCACCGCACUUAUUUGAGCCAUGCAUUAAUUUGGUCCAAACAAUCUUGUCGUUCUGUCUAAUGUUUAUGGGGGCUGUAUAUUGAAUUGGUGCAAUCAACAGAGCUUGCAAUCUUGGUAAACUGUUUCAUUGCAAGAAUGCAGGGAGGGAGAAGGGGUAGGGGGAAGAAUGCCUUGAGGCUAAGGAACAUUGUUGAUGUAAGUACACGAUAACUAUAAAGGAAAACACCCAUGUCUUUCAUCUAUUGCCCUUCUGUCAGUAGACUUUAGGAGUGCACUUUGAGGCCACGUUUUCAAGUGUGUCGAGGGAACAAACGUGGAAGCCUUUCAUUAAAAUGAAGUGUCAAUGGGACGUCGCAGUGCCGACAAAGCAAUCUGUUGAUAAAGUGACGUUCAACAAACUGA
Molecule: messenger RNA, 4384 nt
Organism: Ixodes scapularis (black-legged tick)
Lineage: Eukaryota; Metazoa; Arthropoda; Arachnida; Ixodida; Ixodidae
Product: mitogen-activated protein kinase kinase kinase 20
Exons: 21
Coding region: 130-2844 (904 amino acids)
Biological process (GO): protein phosphorylation
Cellular component (GO): cytoplasm
Molecular function (GO): ATP binding; protein kinase activity; protein binding
Source: RefSeq, a predicted model, not a curated record